Jatropha curcas is the source of this 1007-nucleotide messenger RNA. RefSeq names its product protein S40-4. NCBI's taxonomy places the organism in Eukaryota, Viridiplantae, Streptophyta, Magnoliopsida, Malpighiales, Euphorbiaceae. The record is from RefSeq and is a predicted model, not a curated record.
GCAGUAUUGACAAAUAGCUAUUACUUAUCUACUUUUCUCUCUCUCUCUCUCUCUCUCUCUCUCUCUCUCUCUCCAUUUUUCUUCUAAUACAACUUCAAAAAAACCCCAUUUCAAAACCAGUUUCCAAACCUUUUCUUCCUUCUUUCUUUCCCUUCUCAUCAAUGGCAUCAAAGAAAAUUUUCCAAGCAAAAAGAACUGUCAAUAACUACAUUUUUGUAAACCCAGAGACUGAUAUUAAUCAAGUGAUAAGUUCUGAUCACAAUCUUUUUGAAUUUGAUGAGUCUGAUAUUUGGAGUAAUAAUUCAAGUUCAGUUUCUCAGUUUGAAUCCAAGAAAAUACUGCCCACUUCACGUCAAUCCAAGAAAGGUGGCGGCAGAAAUAGUUUGGGCCGGCUUCCGGUGUCUUGCUCCUCCUCAGUGCCUGUGAACAUACCAGAUUGGUCCAAGAUUUAUAAGGAAGAUCAAUACACAAGGCAUAAUAAAGAUCAAGAUGAUCUAGAUCAAGAAAGUGAUCAUUAUGGUGAUGAUCGUGAUGACGAUGAUCGCGAUGGAAGAGUUCCUCCUCAUGAAUAUUUAGCAAGAAAAAGAGGAGCUUCAUUUUCUGUUCAUGAAGGUAUAGGGAGGACAUUGAAAGGAAGAGACUUAAGGCAGGUGAGAAAUGCAAUUUGGAAGAAAGUUGGUUUUGAAGAUUAAUAAUUAAUUGAGAAUAGAAAUAUUUUAUAGAGAGAAGGAUAGUUAUAAUUAUGUUCUGCAUAGAAUUGAGGAGGAAGAGGAGAAUGAUGAUGAUGAUUAUGCAUUAAUUUUCUCCAUUAGGGUAAUAUUGUUUAAUGGUUUUUGUAUUUAAUUGUAUCUGUCUUGUUUAAAUUAGGGUUACUUAAUUAAUUAAUCCUCUCUGGUUAUUGGUAUUUUGAAGAAUGUAUAAUCAGAGGAUGAUCAAAGAUGAUGACUUUUGUGUUGUAAUUUUUAGAUAUAUUCAGAUAAUUUUAUUGUAGUUGUUCCUAAUUUUUA